UUGCCGUCGCGACGCUCUCCGACGCUCUAGCCACGACGUUGUGAGAACCCGCGAGAGCAGUGCGCGUCCAUACGUCGCGACAGUCGUUUCUACGUUUCUCUGUCUAUUUCUCUAUCCUUUUCUCUCUCUUUCUUUGUCUUCUUCUUUGCAUAUCAGCAGCUUCCUUUUAUGGAGCGAAUCGUUUCACGCGAAUUGUCGUGACGUCCUCAAUCUGAACGUUCUCAUUCCACGAAAAAAAGAAUUUUAUUCAUCAGAGUGACAUCGGAAAAAAUAUCACAUCUUAGUCCACGUGGAGAUAGCGUCUUUGAACAACAGAUUCUAAGUUCGGACAAUUUCAAGAGUCCUUUUUCAAUUCUAGAAUUCGUUCGUCCGGUUUCACAGAAUGCCAUUCUUCAACUUGAAUUGGAUAAUAAGAUCACGAUGACGUGCUCAUGCGCUUCGAGGACGGUCCUACGAAAGGAAAGGAAACGAACUCUCUUCUGUGAAUGGAACGCAACGAGGAAGACGACGUCUACGACGACGACGACGACGACGACGACGACGACGACGACGACGACGACGACGACGACGACGACAACGACGGACGACGACGACGACGAUGACGACGACAACGAGGAAGGCCGAGAACGAGUAAAAGAAAAGGAAAGAGGCUACGAGUGAGUGCGAGGGAGAGGAGGAUAAAGAGUAGAGGAGGACGAACGAGGUAUAGAAGUCAGUCAGUCAGUCAGUCUGGCCGCGCACGCUUCUGAUUCACUACUCUCGAGUGCUCUCGAGUGCUUUUGCCAUGAGAUUUUUCUAAACCUCGCGCGUGUUACUGAUACAUUGCUUUAUCUUUUUUUUUUUUCCUGAACAACCGAGAAAAAAAAGAUAAACGGAAAGAAAAAGAAGAGAGAGAUAGAGAGAGAGAGAGAGAGAGAGAGAGAAAGAGAAGGAGAGAGAGAGAGAGAGAGAGAGAGAGAGCAGGUAAUAAUAAAUCAACGGACGAUCAACUAGCACAGUGAAAACGAGAAGCUCGGUCUUGUUACUUGGCACCGUCAAAGGAUUUUUUAAGAUUCCCGCGCGUUUCGUCGAAACGGAGACUUUCGACGUUCUUUCGGUCUGUAUCAAAAAGAAGCGAGAAAAAGCAAGGUUCCGUGACUGGGCAUGCUACUGGGAAACGUGGAGAGAGCGUGUCUCUUAUUGACAGCAAUCCACGUUUUGUUCGGCAGAGGUGUCAAUGCGGAGACAUUCACCCUUGGAUACAUCACCGGUUCGAAACGACGUCCAGGGGAUGGAGAAUACGAGCGUCCGGGUGUUCGGAUAUCCGGCGCCAUCACUCUCGCUGUCGAAGAGGUGAAUGCGGGAGAACUCGGCAGACAAGGUCAUAAGCUCGAUUUUUUGGUCGCUGAGACGUAUGGCGACGAGGAAACCAGCAUAUUGAUGACAGCUGAUCUCUGGAAAAAGAAUGUCAGUGCUUACAUCGGUCCACAAGAGAGUUGCAUUCACGAAGGGAAAAUGGCUGCUGCGUUCAAUCUCCCAAUGAUAUCAUACUUCUGCACGCAUCACGAAACCUCCGAUAAAAAUAAAUUUCCAACCUUCGUUAGGACUCGGCCACCCGACACACAGAUAUCAAAAUCUGUGGUUUCCGUUUUAAAAGCUUUCAAUUGGAUGAAGGUGACGUUCAUGUAUAUGAACUCGUCAUUGGUCGAUUUCAGUAAAAUGUCAACCAUCGGAACAACGAUCCUGUCGUCUUUCGAAAAUAAUGGAAUUACAGUUAAUUUCCUUCGUUGUUGGAAGGAUCCUUAUUAUUUAAUGAAAAAUGUGGAGAAUCCGUUUAAUGAAAUUGUCAAAGAAACUUAUCGGGAGACUCGAAUUUACGUGAUUCUAGGAAAUCACGACGAGCACAUGGGUCUCCUGAUGGCACUCGACAAAAGAAAACUCUUGGAAAAAGGAGAAUACUGGGUAGUUGGGAUUAACUUCGAUCAAUACGAUGAACAGAAGCCAGACAAAUAUCUUCGUGGAUUAUAUCAGGAUAGAAUAAAGGAUUAUUCUGUACUUAAAGCUUAUCGCAAUUACUUCAGCAUUGUUGCAUCAGCGCCGAUUGAUUUCGACAAUUUCACGAAACUAAUCAAUGAUUAUAGGCAGAAACCACCCUUUAACUUCACCAAUCCAUUAUUGAUGUUGAGAGUUAAUGGAUUAGUUCAGAUAGUGCCGGAGACGGCUUACCUUUAUGAUGCUGUACAUCUUUAUGAAAUGACACUGUUAAAAGCAUUAAAUGAAAGUCGUGAUCCACGAAAUGGAAAAGAAAUGGUAACUGCUCUACACGGAGUUCAUUAUCGCAGUGCUAUGGGUUACAUGGUGUACAUGGACGAGAAUGGAGAUGCAGAAGGUAAUUACACGUUGAUUGCUUUGGAUAAUCAGACUGACAAAGGUUAUGGUCUUUAUCCUAUCGCAUAUUUUGUUGGUAAAGAAGAAGGAUCAAAUUUACCUAAGCUUCGAUUGAUACGAGAAAUUUCUUGGGUCGGUGAUGGUCCACCUAUCUCAGAACCAUAUUGUGGAUAUCAUGGUGAAAAAUGCAAGUCUUACACGAUCGAGAUAAUAGGUGGUAUAGCAGGUGGAUUACUAUUAAUCAUUGUCGCAGUGCUAUUAAUUCUAUAUAGAAAUUGGAAAUACGAGCAAGAGUUGGAUUCGUUACUUUGGAAAGUAAACUAUAAGGAUAUUCAGAUCAAAGAGGCAAAGGAUGAAAACGGAGCAUCUAAUGAGAUCUCAGUCAAAUGUAAUUCCAAGACGACGCAACCGAUAGUGAGAACGAGUCAGGUAUCCUUGAGCUCGAAUCCUGACGCCGAUUUUCGCUAUUCCAUGAUUUAUACACAAAUUGGAGUUUACAAAGGACGAAUCUUUGCCAUUAAAAAAAUAAGAAAGAAAUCAAUCGAGAUUACACGAGAGAUGAAGAAGGAAUUGAAAAUAAUGCGAGAUUUGAGACACGAUAAUUUAAAUGCAUUUAUCGGUGCUUGUACCGAUCCUCCAAAUAUAUGCAUCGUCGUUGACUAUUGUGCACGAGGCAGCUUGAAGGAUAUUUUAGAAAACGAAGAUAUAAAGCUCGAUAACAUGUUCAUGGCAUCGCUGGUCGGUGACAUUAUAAGGGGCAUGAUUUAUCUUCACGAGUCUGUCAUAAAAUAUCACGGAUCGCUCAGCACGUCAAACUGCCUCGUGGAUUCUCGUUGGGUCGUAAAGCUGUCGGAUUUUGGGCUUCGCGAAUUUAAACGAGACGCCGAAUGUGAGCCAAGUGACGUUAUGAAAAAAUACCACGGAUUAUUGUAUAGAGCACCAGAAUUAUUACGUUCAACUGGUCUCGAUGAACCAUCAGCGAGAGAUUUUCAAAGAGGAGACGUAUAUUCCUUCGCUAUAGUUCUUUACGAGCUUCAAGGUCGCCAUGGUCCUUUCGGUAUAACUCAAUCAUCUACUCCUGAAAUUUUGAAGAAAAUAAUAACGAGAAACACAACAAAUCCACCAUACAGACCACCGUUGGAACAGCUAGAGAACACUUUUGAUUUUGUACGUGACUGUUUGUUGGAAUGCUGGGCUGAAGAUCCAGAAAAUCGGCCGGAUUUUAAGAUCAUAAGGAACAAAUUAAGACCUUUGCGAAAGGGCAUGAAACCGAACAUAUUUGAUAAUAUGAUGGCAAUGAUGGAAAAAUAUGCAAAUAAUCUCGAAGCUCUUGUGGACGAACGAACUGAUCAAUUGACAGAAGAAAAAAAAAAAAACGAUGCAUUGUUGUAUGAGAUGCUUCCGAAAUACGUGGCCGAACAAUUAAAACGUGGAAACAAAGUCGAAGCUGAAAGUUUCGAUUGUGUCACGAUUUAUUUCAGUGAUAUCGUUGGAUUUACUUCGAUGUCAGCCGAAAGUACACCCUUACAGGUGGUGGAUUUCUUAAACGACCUGUAUACGUGUUUCGAUUCAACAAUAGAAAAUUACGACGUUUACAAAGUUGAAACUAUCGGCGAUGCUUACAUGGUUGUAAGUGGAUUGCCGAUAAGAAAUGGCAUUCACCAUUCUGCAGAAAUCGCCAGUAUGUCCUUGUGCCUCUUAGAUGCUAUCAAGCAAUUCACGAUACGUCAUAGACCUUUGGAUAAAUUGCAACUUCGAAUAGGAAUUCAUUCGGGUCCUGUUUGUGCUGGAGUCGUGGGUUUAAAAAUGCCACGAUAUUGUCUAUUUGGUGACACCGUAAACACAGCCAGUCGUAUGGAAUCAACAGGAUCUCCAUUAAAAAUUCAUUGUAGUAGCGAAACGAAAAAAUUAUUGGACGAGCUAGGUGGAUUUAGUCUAAUUGAACGCGGUGUAGUUUCCAUGAAAGGUAAAGGAGAUCGAUUGACCUACUGGCUGAUAGGUGAGGAUCCAGUGUCACGAGAAGAACGUUGGAAAGAAAGAACAAAUCGUAAAAAUGCAACGAACGGUAAAUGUACGAAUACAAUCGAUCCACUCGUACCACGAAGUUCAUUAAAGAACAAAUCUCUUAUGAGUUCGACAUUCAUGAGAUGUUCAAGCGAGUCACCAAAACGUUUACGUUUUGCUAGCUCUGAUCAGCUGGAUCAAAAAUGUAUAAGAACGAGCAACCAAUUGGAAUCGAUCGUCGACAAUAGUCCCUGUAAACCAAAAUUAUCAUCCUCGUCUUUAAUGAAGGCCGCUUGUAUAGAAAACUGGAGAUCGAGUAGCAAUUCUUGUCCUUGUGUAGAGAAACUUUGUGAAAGUCAAUCGGAUCUUUUGCAACAUCCACUUAAUCCAAGUAAAAAGAAACUAAACGAUCUUCAAUUAGAUAACAGUUUCCUUUUUGACAAUGAUUCUUAUCUUUUAAGAGCUGGCAUGAAAAAUCUUCGAUUUGGUACAUCAGCGAUAUUUCAAGUAACUUGUAGAUCAGCACCGAGCAGUCCUAAACAUAGUUCGAUUAUCUUAAACGCACAAAAAAGAGCGACUCAAUCGACUGAAGAUAUCGAUGGAUGGGAAGUGAAUGCUCCGUUAAUUUGUCACCAUGGUAAUAGGAUCAAUUGAAGAAAAUGAAUUAUUUUUCUUUUUUUUUCGAGCUUUAGAUUUUUAUUCAUUGUGACAUUUUAUGUAGGUAAUUUGAAGUUCUGUCCUUAAGAUAUAGAAACGAAAGGUGAAUGAUUUCUACGGCAACUGAAAUUAUUUACUAAUUUCAUUUAUUUGUCGUAUAGUAAAUGUCAAUUUAAAAUUUUUCUUAAAGGAACUAGGGAAAUUUGGAACUUAAAAUGUUGGCACGCGUUUAAUUGUACGUAAAAAGGCCGCAAAUGAAUUUCUUUUUACGGUAUUGAUUAUAACAUUAUAAAAUAAGAAAAUCCAUUGAGAAUCGUUCCAGCUUGUAAUAUCAGCACUUCGACGUAAUGAAUCAAACUAUAUAAAAUCUAAUUUUACCAUGAUUUCAAUCGAAUGGAUGAAGGUUUUCAAAAAUCCCGAAGAUAUUUCUUUUCCUUAGGUUUCCCUUUAUUAAUUAUACCUGAAAAAUUGAAAAUCAAAAUAAAAUUAACGACGUUAACGUUAAGAUAACGAAAAAUUAAUAAAAAUUGGAAUUAUUUGUUAUUAUAAAAUUGUAAAAACAUAUUUUUUCAAAUUUGAUUUUAGUUAUAAUUAAUAUGUCAUAAUAUUUUGCAAUUUCUAUAUAAAUAUCAAGUUUAUAUCUCGAGAUAUCGUAGUAAAAUAAUGAAACAAAAAAGUAGUUUCGAGAAAGUCGCGUUUAAACUUUCAACAUAAUCUUUUUAUUAUAAUAUAUUAUGUUGGUCGUACACUUAUACGAUUCAAAAAAUUUUCUGUCGUUAAAGCUGCUUGUUGAAUGAAUUUCACUAUUCUAUCGUUUGGUGUACAAGUAAGAAAAUUUAGCAGAUUCAUUAAAUCGCAUAGAUUCUUACAAAACCUAACCAAUGGAAACCUUAUGCCCAUUUGCUUGGUAACACUAUGUUUUAUAAUUUUCUGACCGAAAGAUUCUGAAAUAUUGAUACUAAUGGAAUAUGCAAAUAACAUUGAAUUUUUCGAAUUUUUAAACUUCCCUAGUUCCCUUAAGAUUUAAUUCGUAAUGCAGGAUGUACCAAAGCAUAUGUUGCACGUACAAAGACAAAGAGAGAGAGAGAGAAGGAGAGAGAGAGAGAGAGAGAGAGAGAGAGAGAGAGAUACACUUAGAAGAGAUCUUUUUAUAUUAUUUUUAAAUAGAAAGAGAAGAAAUAGUAUUCUUCGCGUCGUGUAUACCUCGCGAUUUUAGCAUGUGCAUAUACAUUUAUAUAUUUACGAUUAAUCACGAAGGCUCGUGCUUUUUAUCCUUUAUAAGUCUAGUCAAUUUUAUUUUUUCACGCAUAGCACAAUUUUGGACAAGGUAUAUAAUUAGAUACGUUAAUAAAUGUAGUCAAAGAGAAUUUUUCAGAAAUCGGAGCAUAAAACAAUGAAAAUUUUCCAAAGACUAUAGCAACACUGCCAUUAAUGCCAUUUAAAGACAAGUAUUAUCAAUAACUAUUAUCUUAAUUAUGACUCUCGAUUGUCAGGCCACUAGUACUUAAAUUUAUUAUAAUAUAAUAAAGAAGUAUUAAUUAAACGAACAUUGCAAAAAAAAAAAAAAAGAAAUAUGAAUAGUUUCAUUCUCUAUUUUUUAUUUUUCAAAGGUGCAGGAAAUACACUUUUUAUGUAAUUUAAAAUAAAAUGAAAUGUUACAUAGAUAUGAACAAGUUAAAUAAACAUUAUUUAAGCCAAUUUCAUUGAAAAAAAAUUCAUGACCGUGAUACAGAAUCAUUAUUCCUUCAUAAAAGAUAAUAUAAGACGGAUCGAAAGUGAUAACGUAUCGUUUAAUUAUUAUUAUUAUUAUUAUUAUUAUUAUUAUUAUUAUUAUUAUUAUUAUUAUUAUUAUUAUUAUUAUUAUUAUUGUUAUUAUUAUUAUUAUUAUCAUUAUUAUUGAGGAAAUUAAUUAAAUACGAGAGCAUCAACAUGAACCAUAAGACGAAGAGCAACAAGACGAUUGUGCGUAUUGCGUUUCCACUUUUUCCAUUUCACUUUUAUCUUACACGCACGACUGCUUACGAGUCUCGCACAGUUGCACGUUCAAAGAAAAGUGGACAAAGUCGAUAGUUGUGGCGAUCAAACGCACGCAAACAAAUAGUUUUAAAUAGUAAUUCGAAUCUUUUUUCGUUAAUAUCGAUCAAUUUGAAUCGAGCGAAUUUUUAAAUAAGAUUAAAUACCAAGAACGAACACAAAGAUCAUAUUAUAAGAGCACUGUUAACAUCUGUGUAUAUCUGGUUAUCAUUUUUUAGGAAUUGUUGCUUAUUUUCAUAGUAGAUCAGAAUAACAUCGGUAAGUUGAUCAACUUAUUUAAACAUAAAUUAAAAAAUCGAUAAUUUAAGAGUUAAUAAUAAGUAAAAAAAAAACACAAAUGACUAAUAUUAAUAAUUAUUAUUUCCAUUGAGGAAAAAAGGCAAAUAAAAAUACGUACAAUCAGAAUUUUUCUUUUAGCUUAUCACUAAACACUUUCCAUUUAAUUAAUUAAUAAUUAAGCAUGGUACGGUAUAAAGCGUAUCAAUAGACAAAUAGCUUUGCGUUUAUUUUCCAACAAACAUGUUACAAUUCCCUUAUCAUCGGUUACACGAGAAGAUAGAAAAAGGACGACAAUCGAUUAAAAUAUUUCUUUGGUAUUGCCACGAGACGUUAUACGCUCAUUCCACUAUCGCAUAAUCGCGGAGUACAACAGGCAACUCUGGAUAGUGCGAACGACUCGUGUAAAUAUAAGAGCCGACUGUUGAAUUUAUUGCACGAAUUAUUAUGCGCAAUUAUACGCAAAGUCGCCAAGUCCGCGGACGGAUCGCGGAAUUUGAAAGCGUGCUGGUACGAGAUACGAGUUAUACUGGGAGAAAGAGGAAAAGAAAGAGAGAGAAAGAGAGAGAGAUAGAAAGAAAGAGAAAGAGCGAGAGAGGGAGAAAGCAAAUACUUUAAAUACUUCAAAUAUUUACUUCUCACUUUUUUUAUCUCUUUCUCUUUCUUUCUGUAUAAGUUCUCCGUUCGAAAGGAACGUCAUAUAAGUCCAAAUAAUUUUUAUCUAUAGCACGAUAAGAUCAUUAUUAUUUGACAAAAUGAUUCAAUUAAAGAGAGAGAGAGAGAGAGAGAGAGAGAGUGAGAGAGAGAGAGAGAGAGACAGAAAACAUGAAUUUACAAAAGAAUUUCUAAACUUCUAUUCUUCUUAGAACAUUACUAUAUAAGAAGACGAAAAAGAUAAAUUGUGGGAAGGAAAGAGAUAGAAAUAAUCGAGAAUAAGAUAUUGAGAGAUUGUAAAGUAUCCCGACGAUCCAGUUCGUAGACGGUCACCCUGUAUAACGAGGCAACUCUUACGUACGGAAUGGGGUACCAUCUUAUUUACGUUAAAGUGGUUGUCGGCCAACUUAGAGAAGCGGCCAUCAUUCAAUCAAGCCGGGAACAAUUUAAACAGCCUGAUUCACGCAGCGAAAUCAUUUAAUAUUUGACGUCAAGCACGAUUAUCGUAUAACGGUCGCGUAAUAGCCGAUUUGUUUGUAUAGGUUGCAACAAGCGGCGCCGUAAUUUUCAAAUGGCACGUCUGCUGCCAUGAGAACGGGACGUUCGCUCGGAUCACCAUUUUGAUUUACUUCCUUUCUAUAAAAAUAUAAUGUAUAUAUAUAUAUAUAUAUAUAUAUAUAUAUAUCUUUUUGUUUUGUUGCUGUUCUUUUCCUCUUAAAAAAAAAAAAAGAAAUAAAUCCUAAAAAAAAUCUUCUCCCAAAACUAUGUUCAAAUAUUUUUGAAUUCUUCAUUUCCACCGGCUUUUUCAUUGUCAUUAAAGAUCGAGUCGAUCGGGUCGAGUCUCUUGACUUUGCUGUGACUCCGAGCGAUCUUUAGAAGCGUAUUUUUAUUAGUACUCUCUUCUGCCAGCCGGCCAAUCUAUUUAUAGACACGAAUUAUCUUCAUCCGCCGUAGAACAAUACGUCAGCAUGCUGCUCGGCUCGUGAAGAGCUUUCAAUAGGAA
Messenger RNA from Vespa velutina, 8995 nucleotides. Its product is annotated as guanylate cyclase 32E. The transcript is spliced from 24 exons. Gene Ontology annotation, biological process: cGMP biosynthetic process; receptor guanylyl cyclase signaling pathway; protein phosphorylation. The record is from RefSeq and is a predicted model, not a curated record. Gene Ontology annotation, molecular function: ATP binding; guanylate cyclase activity; peptide receptor activity. The coding region runs from base 1144 to 5025 and encodes 1293 amino acids. Lineage: Eukaryota; Metazoa; Arthropoda; Insecta; Hymenoptera; Vespidae.